GAGUGGGCCAGGGCACAAAUGCGGCGUUGCCUAAGCUGUGGGCAAGUUGACCUUUCGCUUUUUGUGUCUGGCGGCUGCUGGAGCGAAGCUCUUGGUUUCUUGUAAUUUAAUUGUCGACUGCCUGACCUUUUGCGCAUGCGCGAAGCUGUUGUCGCUACUGCCGAAUGCCGGCUGCCAUUUCGUUUGGAAUUGAAUAUCCAAUGGAGCUGGCACUAAUUACAAACGUUUAAGCCUGGUCAAAGUCCUGGCCCAUAAUAAAUUAACAUUUCAAUUGUGUGUUUGGAGCGCGGCAAACGUUCACACAACUGCCGAAAAUCGCAAAAAGUGAAAGGGCAACAGCAACAGCGGCUCUACCCAGGUCCCUUUAGUCGGCUAAGCGGAAGAAUAACCUUUCUAAGCCGCUGCAGCGAAGUUGAACCCAGACACACGAUUCGAUGCAUAGCCAGGUGGCUGCCCAGUCUUACUAAUACAUAUAUACUAACUCGUUGUUGUUGUUGUUGUUGCUGUUGUUGGUGUUAUUGGCUGUUGCGCGCCAUGUGGCAUGAUCAGUGCGGGACUGUUAACUGGUCUCUCUUGGCGCUUAGCGUUGAUCUUCAAUUAGUUUAUUGUUCGCUUGGUCUUUUGCGCCAUGUGAAGCAGGCGACAUUUGCCGCCAGUUUUUACUAUAAAUUGCCAGAACGCCAUCGAAACGUUUGCAGUUGUUGUUUCUUCUUCGUUGUGCUCCCAUCCAAAAGUCGGUUAGCCACAUUCCAAGUGGUGUUCGGUGCUUGGACCAGUUAAAGGAUAGACAAGUGGAGAAACGCGCUAGGACAUCGAAGCGCUGCAAUGCUAAAGAUAUUUCUGCUGAGCGCUGCGCUGGGCAUUGCCUGCGCCGGCGUCAUAGGACCUGGGCCGUACUAUGGCGGCCCAGCCGGACCCUUGCACACCUAUGCGGGCUAUGGUCCACACCACGGGCCACCGCAAUACGCGGCACCAGCACCCAAGCCCGUUGCACCGGAGCCGUACGACGCUGAUCCCAAGUACUCCUUUGGAUACGACAUACAGGAUGGCUAUACGGGCGACUUGAAGAGCCAGCAUGAGACACGCCACGGCGAUGUGGUCAAGGGCAGCUACUCAGUGGUGGAUCCCGACGGCACCAAGCGCACCGUUGACUACACUGCCGAUCCACAUCAUGGCUUCAAUGCGGUGGUGCGUAAGGAGCCGCUGGCUUACAAGCCAGUGGCGCCACCCGCACCUGCACCACAUGCGCUGCUGCCCGGACCCGCACCUGCACCACCUUUGCCGCCAGUGCCCAAGGCCUCGCUGCCGUUGCUCUCGUAUCCCUUCGCUUUGACCGCCUUGCACCGUGCUGGCCCGGGACCCGCUCCAGCACCAGCACCUGCACCGGCUCCUGCUCCCGCUCCUGCACCCGUACCCGUGGCUCCCGCCCACCUGCCCACCGCACACUUCCAAGCCGCCUAUCCAGCGCUAGCCCACUCGCCGUACGCCCACUACCCAGCCGCCCUGCCUGGCCCUGCCGGCGAUCCUCACGCCUACUAUCACCACUGAGUUCGAUAAGCCCUUGGCACUUUGAAGGCGAUCUGGCACCUCAUCUCUCUUUCUCUCU
Molecule: messenger RNA, 1606 nt
Organism: Drosophila navojoa
Lineage: Eukaryota; Metazoa; Arthropoda; Insecta; Diptera; Drosophilidae
Gene: Cpr92A
Product: Cuticular protein 92A
Cellular component (GO): extracellular matrix
Source: RefSeq, a predicted model, not a curated record